Messenger RNA from Anthostomella pinea, 528 nucleotides. The record is from the annotation of a GenBank genome assembly. Lineage: Eukaryota; Fungi; Ascomycota; Sordariomycetes; Xylariales; Xylariaceae.
AUGGCCAACGUCUUCAUGAGCACCUGCACCUCGUUCGGCGCCACCUACUACAAGUUAUCCACGCAAGACCGUUACGCACAAUUCAAGCCUAUCCCAGCCAACGCAGUCCUGAGUUUUGUAGUGAUCAUCUCGACCCCUAUCGGCGAUGCAAUCUUGAAUUCCAUCCACGGCAUCGUGACCGACGACGUGGGCUCCGGGGAGUCAUACUCCUGCGGUACCAACGUCUACGAGCAGAGAUUGUUGAAUUGCUCGGGAGCCAUGAUCGCGUUCUACCAGGCGAUUGUGGCAGCUCAGGACACCACCACCGAUGCCCACUUCUAUGCCGGAAAUCUCGAUGAGAAGAGUGAGCUGAUGGCGGCAAGCAAGAUGGCCAUCACCCAGAGCUAUAUUGGUUCCAACAAGGACGAAUUUGGCCGGCGUGUGCGAUUGAAGGUGUGUACUUCAAAAGGGCAGUCGAUCUUCGUGUCGAGUGAUGACCACACGUUUGGGGGUAAGUUGCAACAGAGUGUCCAAAGGAACGCCAGAUGA